AUGUCAGCUCCAGAUACGUCUAAUUCAGAUGUCAAAGGAGGUGCCUCCUCGACCAACCCUCAGAAAUGGCCAGAGUGGAAGAAAAAUGCCCAGAUUCUGAUGGUUGCUUUUCAUUCAAUGGUCGCGACCUUCAUGGCUGCAGGCAUCAUCCCAGCAUACGACACCAUGGCCGAGGUGUACGGGGUUACGGUGCCGCAAGCAAGCUAUCUCACUUCGAUGCAGAUCUUGCUUCUAGGGAUCUGCCCAUUAUUUUGGAAGCCUCUUACCUCGAUCUACGGCCGCUAUCAUAUUUUCAUACUAUCGGUGCUCGGGAGCAUGGUAUGCAACAUCGGUGGAGCUCGCUGCACGACCUAUGGAACUCAAAUGGCCACACGCGUCCUGACAGCCAUCUUUAUCUCGCCACCUAUGGGCAUAGGCAGCGGCAUCAUCACGGAGCUCUGUGAACCUGAAAAGCGAGCUCAGAAGCUGGGGUGGUGGACGCUGAUGCUCACUCUCGGGACGCCAGGAGGACCUUUCAUCAUGGGUUUUGUGACGAAACACAUUGGUUACCAAUGGAUGUUCUGGAUCUUUGCCAUCAUGAACUUUUGCCAGCUCGUCGCCUACUUGUUCUUGGGCGAAGAAACUCUUCACAUCCCAGAGAACAGCCACACUCCCGCUGCAAGCCCCCACAAAUCCCGUUUCUACCACAAAUUCAUCCCACGCCGAAUGAACCCCCGGCCUUUCAAGGCACGCGAAUUUGUCGAGCCCCUCUUCUACGUGCGGCUUCCGCGUGUCCUCAUUCCCGCCUGUGCUCACGCCAUAGUCUUUUGCUACGGAAACAUUGCCCUCAUUGUGGAGAUGCCCAUUGCCUUCGGGGAGAAAUUCGGCUUUGACUCGCAACAAAUCGGCUUGCAGUUCAUUGCUAUCAUCAUCGGCUGCUUGCUCGGCGAGCAGCUGAGCGGUCCCAUUUCCGACCGUUUCUUGCAAGCUCUUCAGAAACGCAGAGGCCAUUACCGCCCAGCAGACCGUCUUUGGUUGUCCUAUGUCGGCUUCGGGACCGUCAUCGCCGGCCUUCUGGUCUGGGGGUUCCAGCUUAGCAAGGCCACGUCCUGGAACGUGACUCCCUGCGUGGGCGCAGCAAUUGCCAGCUUCGGUAACCAAGUGAUCACCACCAUCCUGAUCUCUUUUGCCAUUGAUAGCCAUCGCGAGGUGGCUACAGAUAUUGGGGUUUGCAUCAACGUGUUUCGCCAUCUUUAUGGAUUCAUUGGUCCGUUCUAUUUCCCAGACAUGUUCGAUACAUUGGGGUUGGCUGGUGCGGCUGGGGUUAUGUGUGCAAUUGUCGGAGCGUGCGCCAUGCUGCCGAUUGUUGCCGUGCACGUAGUCGCCACGCAGUCUGACUGGUAACAUUUGACUAGGUGGCAGGUCGAAUUAAAUCAGGGGGAGUAACCCAAGGUACGCAUAGCUUGUCAAAGAUGGACGGUUCUGGAAGAAGUCAUGUACUGUCAAGACUAUAACAUAGCAUCCGAAUUAAUGCCCUUGGACAAGUGAUGACAGUAGUAUGAUAGAAGGUUGUCAGUAUCCUGAAGUAGUUUAUUUAUCAAGGAGGUCUUCGUUCAACUUUUACGUAUGCGAUCUCGUCAACGCUCGUCUUUUCGAUGCAGUAGAGUAUGCCAUGCUCAUCUUUGACCUGUUUUUUUCAGGCAAUUUGGCGGCGGAAAGCAAUCGUCUUCAGGCAAUGGAGUGAACGGUCG
Molecule: messenger RNA, 1730 nt
Organism: Aspergillus japonicus CBS 114.51
Lineage: Eukaryota; Fungi; Ascomycota; Eurotiomycetes; Eurotiales; Aspergillaceae
Product: MFS general substrate transporter
Exons: 4
Coding region: 1-1383 (460 amino acids)
Biological process (GO): transmembrane transport
Molecular function (GO): transmembrane transporter activity
Source: RefSeq, a predicted model, not a curated record